Molecule: messenger RNA, 552 nt
Organism: Podarcis lilfordi (Lilford's wall lizard)
Lineage: Eukaryota; Metazoa; Chordata; Lepidosauria; Squamata; Lacertidae
Source: the annotation of a GenBank genome assembly
AUGCGCACAAAGGAGCCCGCCGUGCCGUUAGCUCCCCAGGACCAGAUCUGUGCUGUGCAAAAGCGCCUGAGCUGGAGCAGGAGCGGCUUGGAAGGCGAGGCGAGGCGCGCGCUCAGCAGCAGCCGUGCAACGAAUCCCCAAAGCGAGGCGCGCACAGCGCCUGCCUCCGACGACGACGAGCCCAGCCCCGGGCAGCUGGAGCAAGAGCGGAGAAGCGCUUGCAUGCGAAUUAAUCGGGGAGGGAUUACAUCUCCUCGCGGAGGGUUACCAAGCGCGUUCCAUCUCUUGGCCCAGCCCCUUAACGCUCCGGAUCUGCCGAGGCGUCUUCGCCGGAGGUUUUGUGAGGAGCUCUCCGAUUGGCCGAAGGGACCCUGCAAUGGUUGGCGGGCAAGAGCCGGGCGCCCGGAUUGGCGGCCUCGUACCUGCAAUGCGUCAAGCAGUGAUGCUGGAGUGAAUGUGCCGGAGAAGGGGUUUUGUGUGAAUGGCGGGGGGAGGGAAUGGAGGGCGACUCCUUUGCGCGUGGUUUGCGCCGCCGCCGCUCGCAUCUGCUAG